Molecule: messenger RNA, 1683 nt
Organism: Periophthalmus magnuspinnatus
Lineage: Eukaryota; Metazoa; Chordata; Actinopteri; Gobiiformes; Gobiidae
Gene: wrap73
Product: WD repeat containing, antisense to TP73
Exons: 13
Coding region: 125-1471 (448 amino acids)
Biological process (GO): protein localization to mitotic spindle pole body; mitotic sister chromatid segregation; microtubule anchoring at mitotic spindle pole body
Cellular component (GO): microtubule organizing center; MWP complex; mitotic spindle
Molecular function (GO): protein binding
Source: RefSeq, a predicted model, not a curated record
GCUCACCCAAACAAACUGUUGCGGAGCUGUCCCGUAGAGCUGUGCCCUUUUAUUUAGCGACAAACUUCUUUGCCAAUUUUCUAGCCUUUGAUUCACUUUUUAACCACCCAGAUGAAAUGAGAAUAUGAACUUCUCAGAGGUUUUCAAACAAUCCAACCAACUAUGCAAAGUGUCUCCAGAUGAGAAAUAUUUGGCGACGUGUGUGCAGUACAGGGUGGUGGUGCGUGAUGCGGCCACGUUGCAGAUCCUUCAUCUGUACACCUGUCUGGACCAGAUCUCUCACAUGGAGUGGUCCUCAGACUCACAGUUUGUCCUCUGUGCCAUGUACAAGAGAGGCCUGGUGCAGGUGUGGUCUCUUGAGCAGCCCAACUGGCACUGUAAGAUCGACGAGGGCUCUAUCGGACUGGUCUCCUCGUGCUGGAGCCCUGACGCUCGUCACAUUCUCAACACCACCGAGUUCAACCUCAGAAUAACUGUGUGGUCACUGUGUACGAAAGCUGUGUCUUAUAUCAAAUAUCCCAAAGCCUGUCAAAAAGGCCUAGACUUCAGCAGAGAUGGCUCCUACAUGGCCCUGGCUGAACGGCGAGAUUGCAAAGACUAUAUCAGUAUCUUUGUGUGUGAUGACUGGCAUUUACUAAAGCAUUUUGAGACAGAAACUCAGGACUUGGCUGGAGUUGAGUGGUCUUCCAAUGGCUGUGUCCUGGCAGUGUGGGAGAGCUGUCUAGAGUAUAAGAUGUUGCUUUACUCUCUGGAUGGGCGUCUUCUGUCGACCUACAGUGCAUACGAGUGGUCUCUAGGGAUCAAGUCUGUGUCCUGGAGCCCCAGCAGCCAAUUCCUGGCCAUCGGCAGCUAUGAUGAGAAAGUACGAAUCCUCAAUCACAUUACUUGGAAGAAAAUUGCACAAUUCGAGCACCCUUCAACAAUUAACAACACCAAAGCUGUUGUUUAUAAGGAAGUGGAGAGACGACCGGCUGUGAGUGAAGACCUGUCCAUCCCCAAUAUCUGCAUGAGCUCCACUCUCUUCAGCACGCAGAGCAAAUAUGAGACAUCUCCUGUGCCCAUACAUCUCCCUGUGGUUAAACCAGACCCAGAGCGCGCCAACCCCAAGAUCGGCAUCUCCAGUCUGGCAUUCAGCUCUGACAGCCGCUACUUGGCUACUAAAAAUGACAGUAUGCCCAGUGUGGUGUGGGUGUGGGACAUGCAGCAGAUGAGCUCUGCAGCGGUUCUGGAGCAGACAGCCCCUGUGCGCUGUUUCCAAUGGGACCCUCGACAACCACGUCUCGCUCUGUGCACCGGCAACGCCAAACUCUUCCUGUGGUCCCCAGCUGGCUGUGUGGCUGUGCAAGUGCCAGCAGAAGGUGGUUUCCAGGUACAGUCCCUGAAUUGGUAUAGCAGUGGAGACUCUCUCAUCCUCCUCGGGAAGGACCAGCUCUGCCUGUGCUACAUGGAGACCCAACAGGACCAGCAGUAGAACACAUGUAUAUGGACACAAUGUAGAAUGUAUAUAAGUAAUGACACUGUACUGUUAUCUGUUAGAUACAACUUAAAACAACUUUGAAACAUUCCACUUAAAAGUCAAUGUUCAAUUGAUACAUUGUGACAGUAUAGUUUUAUAGUUUCUAUUGCACUUAGUUUUGUAUUUAUUUAUAUGAAUUGAUUGAAUAAAAUGCAUUGGUUUGUUAU